AAUAAACAAUAAAAUUUAUUUUUCUCUGAGACAAAAAAAAUGGCGUCUUCAACCUUAAGCCUCUCGGACCUCGUCCCAACAUCCACCUCCUCAAUCCCCAACCCUAAAACCAUACCUGCAACUCCCUCCUCUGUCACCACCAACCCAACACUCAGAUCCACCUCCGAACCUAGCACCGAGCCACAGACUCGGAAACUGAAGUCAAGCACACAGCUCACCCGCUGGUCCAGAGCUCGAGCCAUACGGUCCGGCCGGAAAUUGGAGCGUCCGGUUCAUCGAACUACACAGACCAUUGAAAUGAAGCCUCCGGUGAGUAUGGACGAGGGUGACGCCACUCUCACUCUUCCUGUGAUUGGAAACGGGAGAGAGGAUGACGUGGAAGUGGCCGGAGGGAAGUCAGUAUAUAUGGUGUCUGACGGUACUGGGUGGACGGUGGAGCACUCCGUUAACGCGGCGUUAGGGCAAUUCGAGCACUGCUUGGUUGAUCGGGUUUGUCCUGUAAAUACCCAUUUGUUCUCUGGGAUUGUUGACAUGGAGCCGUUGAUGGAGAUUAUAAAGCAAGCAGCCAAAGAAGGGGCAUUGCUGGCCUAUACUCUAGCUGACCCUUCCAUGGCUGAAUCUGCCAAACAAGCAUGCAAGCUGUGGGGUGUAUCAUCCACAGACAUACUGGGCCCAAUAACAGAGGCAAUUGCUACCCAUCUAGGCGUCUCCCCAUCUGGCCUUCCUCGCUGGGCUCCAGAGAGGACAUACUCUCUUGACGAGGAAUACUUCCAAAGAAUUGAAGCUAUUGAAUUUACAAUCAAGCAAGAUGAUGGAGCCUUACCCAAAAACUUACACCAGGCCGACAUUAUUCUUGCUGGUGUUUCUCGCACUGGGAAAACUCCUCUAUCUAUUUAUUUGGCACAGAAAGGAUACAAAGUGGCUAAUGUGCCAAUUGUAAUGGGUGUAAAGUUACCAAAGACUCUCUUUGAGGUGGACCCAGAGAAAGUUUUCGGUUUGACUAUAAAUCAUGUUGUCCUCCAAACAAUCAGAAGAGCAAGAGCAAAGAGCUUGGGCUUUGGUGAAGAUGUGAAGAGUAACUAUUCAGAGAUGGAUAAUGUGAAAGAGGAGUUGGACUUCGCUGGUAGGGUUUUUGCUCAAAAUCCUGUCUGGCCCGUAAUUGAAGUGACAGGUAAAGCAAUUGAAGAAACAGCGGCAAUUGUACUGAGGCUUUACCAUGACCGAAAGAACAGGUGCUCAAUGCCAAGAAUUUCAAAACGCUACUAGAUAGGGAAAAUUUGUCUUCAAGCACUCUUGUAUGAGGUGUAAGGUUUAUAAAGGAAAGACAAUCUCCAGGUGAACCAAGGUUGUAGCAUACGAAUAUGAGAGUUAUAAUACAAGGGAACAUGCUGUAUAUUUGUAAAAUACCAAUAUAAAUUGUAAUAAAAUACUAAUGCUCCAUUUCCUGAUCAUUUUACAUGCAGAAGGGCUGACU
Molecule: messenger RNA, 1474 nt
Organism: Ilex paraguariensis (yerba mate)
Lineage: Eukaryota; Viridiplantae; Streptophyta; Magnoliopsida; Aquifoliales; Aquifoliaceae
Source: the annotation of a GenBank genome assembly